AUGUUUGUGCCGGCGGGCUGGUGGCAUGCAGUGCUCAACCUGGACGACACGGUGGCCGUCACACACAACUACGCCUCCAGCGCCAACUUCCCCGCCGUGUGGCGCCACACCAGGAAGGGGCGGCCCAAGAUGAGCGCCAGCUGGCUGGCGGCGCUGCGCCGGGAGCGGCCCGACCUGGCGGCGGUGGCAGACCAGCUCGCCGCCGAGGGCAAGGAUGCGGCGGGGAGCGCAAGCAGCAGCUCCAGCAGCUCCAGCAGCUCCAGCAGCAGCAGCGGCAGCGGCAGCUCAUCUAGCAGCGGCAGCGACAGCGAGGGAGAGGGCGGUGGAGGCAGCAGGCCUGCCAAGCGGCAACGAGCCGAGGAGUCGAAUGGCGACGGGGCUGUGGAGCAGGCCAGCGAGAGGCCGGUGCAGGAGAUUGACAGAACUGCAGCUUAG
Molecule: messenger RNA, 435 nt
Organism: Chlorella variabilis
Lineage: Eukaryota; Viridiplantae; Chlorophyta; Trebouxiophyceae; Chlorellales; Chlorellaceae
Exons: 2
Coding region: 1-435 (144 amino acids)
Biological process (GO): phagocytosis
Cellular component (GO): nucleus; cytoplasm
Molecular function (GO): P-TEFb complex binding; histone H4R3 demethylase activity
Source: RefSeq, a predicted model, not a curated record